Molecule: messenger RNA, 2411 nt
Organism: Pristis pectinata (smalltooth sawfish)
Lineage: Eukaryota; Metazoa; Chordata; Chondrichthyes; Rhinopristiformes; Pristidae
Product: hepatocyte nuclear factor 4-beta-like
Exons: 10
Coding region: 211-1599 (462 amino acids)
Biological process (GO): cell differentiation; anatomical structure development; positive regulation of transcription by RNA polymerase II
Cellular component (GO): nucleus
Molecular function (GO): nuclear steroid receptor activity; zinc ion binding; nuclear receptor activity
Source: RefSeq, a predicted model, not a curated record
UGCUGUGCUAUGAGAAAGACGGCAUCAGUAGUGCUGAUUCAGAACCAGGAUUCUGACUUCCAGAACUUCCAUGAUCGACCUUAACUUGUAGGGUUUUAUGGGGAAUAUUCUGCAGUUGGUGAGGAGUGGAUAGGUAGAAAUCUUGUCAAAACUUAGAUUAUUAUUUGGAGCUGUAACAGUUGUCUAUAACUUUAUUGUCAGCUCAUAAUAAUGAAGCUUUGUGAGCCAAUGAUGGAUAUGGAUAUGCCUGAUUACACUGAGACCUUGGAUUCUUCCUAUAGCAUGCUUGAGUUUGACAGCUUGAGGGUACUGCCAUCAAAUAACGAGACCGUUCCAUCAGAUGUCAGUAACAUCAACGUGUUGAUGAACAGUGGUGUAACAGCCUUGUGCUCAAUCUGUGGUGAUCGUGCAACAGGGAAACACUAUGGCGCUGCCAGUUGCGACGGAUGCAAAGGUUUCUUCAGGAGAAGCGUUCGGAAAAAUCACGUCUACUCAUGCAGGUUUAGCAGGCAGUGUGUGGUUGACAAGGAUAAAAGAAACCAAUGUAGAUACUGCAGACUGAAGAAGUGCCUCAGGGCUGGGAUGAGAAAGGAAGCUGUACAGAAUGAACGGGACAGAAUCAGCAUUCGCAGAACAAGCUACGAAGAUGUUGGAUCUCUCUCUAUUACUACACUAGUACAAGCAGAAGCAAUGUCUUGUCAGUUUUCUGCCUUAAAUCCUGUGCAUCAUGCUGAUAUUGCAAUGAAGAAAAUAGCAACUAUCAAUGAUGUCAGUGAGUCCAUGAAACAGCAACUACUUGUGCUGGUGGAGUGGGCAAAAUAUAUCCCUGCAUUUUGCGAAUUGCUCCUGGAUGACCAGGUUGCACUGCUCAGAGCUCACGCAGGGGAACACUUGCUGCUGGGAUUGGCCAGACGUUCAAUUCCCUACAAGGAUAUUCUCUUGCUAGGAAAUGAUUUCAUCAUUCCCAGGCACUGCCCAGAGUUAGAGAUUAUGCGGGUAGCUAACAGGAUCCUCGAUGAGCUGGUGAAACCAUUGCUAGACCUCCAGAUAGACGAGAAUGAAUUUGCUUGCCUCAAAGCCCUGGUGUUCUUUGAUCCAGAUUGCAGAGGUGUAAGUGAUUCAGCAAAAAUCAAAAACAUGCGAUUCCAAGUGCAGGUCAACCUGGAGGAUUAUAUCAAUGACCGUCAGUACGACUCACGUGGACGAUUUGGUGAUAUUCUAUUGCUUCUUCCGCCUCUGCAGAGCAUCACGUGGCAGAUGAUUGAGCAGAUUCAGUUUGCUAGACUCUUUGGAGUGGCUAAAAUUGAUAGCCUUUUGCAGGAAAUGCUCUUGGGAGGGUCUACAACAGAGGUACAGCAAUACCCACAUGCUGGACAUUCCAGUACUGUUCACAAUCGGUUCGUUCCCCAUGCAGUGAUGACAGCUGGAAUGUCAUCAGCCAUUCAUCAAGUUCAACUCUCAUCUCCAGAAACUCCGCUUCCAUCUCCAUCUUCUGGCUCUGGAAAUGAGGAAUAUAAACUGCGUCCAGUCAGCCAUAUCCAAGCUCAUUCUGUGCCUAUGCUGUCUCAAACCCUCAUUCCCAAACAGGAAAUAUUGUAAAAGCAAAUUGGGUGAAAAUUCCACCAUGUCUUGGCUAACUUACUCCAAGCACUUCAACAAAUCGUGACUGCCAUUUAAUACUGUCACAUAUGGGGGUUGCAAAUUGUAUGAUCAAGUAUUAUCAUCCCUUUACACAUUAGUAACAUACAGUACAUAGAAAUCAAACAUGUGCAAGUAAAAUUUUCCACAUUUAUAUGCAACUUAGCUUAAAUUUUCAAGUGUUUGCAACACAGACAAGACUGAAAGAUCAUGGGAUUUCAGGGAGAAUAAAUGCAUUAGGGAGACACAAGAGGCUGCAGAUGCUGGAACUUGUAGCAAAAAAACUGCUGAACGAACUCAGUAGGUCAAGCAGCAUCUGUGGAGGCAAAAGGAUAGUUAAUGUUUCAGAUCGGACCCUGCAUCAAACCCUGAUGCAGGGUCUCAACCCGAGAUGUCAACGAUCCCUUUGCCUCCACAGAUGCUGCUUGACCCUCUGAGUUCCUCCAGCAGUUUUUUUUUGCUGAAUAAAUGAAUUACACUUGUAACUACUACGUGCUCAAAUUUCCUCCUGGAGCUAUUUUUCAAUCCCACUCCUUGAAUGCACCUAUGUUCAUGAAUAAUAUACCUGCACCCAGAGUUAAACAGCUAAUUCUACAAGUUUUCUGCAGCUGGCUUUGGUGAAAUGCUCUCUCAAAAUUAUGACUGGAUUUUCAGAGGCAGAAGCAAUCAUUCCAUUCUUCUAUUGCAGUUGUCUCAGCAUUUAAAACAAUGAUCCUCACUGAGAUCUACUCUGUAUUUUCUCUUACUAUAUUUUAAGGCAUAAAUAUGUCACA